ACGUCUUCGUCCGCUGUGGCCCCUCGGAUCCUCGCGCUGCCACAAUCGGGAGCGGCCAUGUCAUGGUGUCGUCCUCUCGUUAUCCACGCCCUCACCACCUUCCUCCGCCUUCGAGAUCAAUCCCAAUCCUGACUAGUCAACUCCAGACCCGCAGAUUUGGCGCCGUCCUCCCCAGCGUUGCUUCCUCUCCCCUCCCAAAGCCCUCGUUUCCUGCUCCAUUUUGCUACUUCGAAGGCGGCUGCGGCGGAAAUGGCGGUGGCUUCCUCCUAUGUGGCAUCCAUUUCUAAGGUCCUCCGCAGGGAUCGUAGAUCUCCGUCUGUGUUCUCCGUGGCUUUCUCCCGUUUGCCGUACUCCGCCGGCUGCAGGUCCCGACCUCCGCCUCUUGUAGUCUUGGGAAGUGGGUCGUCGAGUGGGAGGAACGAUAGCUUUCCUUGCUCAACUGCAUCAUCGCCUCUCGUCCCGGUUUUGAGGAGUAGACAAGUUUUGUGCAAAGCUGAAUUAAAUGUUUCAGGGGAGAUUCCAAAUAGUCCAGCAGCUGAAAUGAGCCAGUAUGAGAGGAUUGUCGAACUUCUUACUACUCUUUUCCCUGUUUGGGUUAUAAUAGGCACAAUCAUUGGCAUAUACAAACCAUCUAUGGUUACUUGGUUAGAGACAGACCUUUUCACUCUUGGCUUGGGGUUCCUCAUGCUUUCCAUGGGGUUGACCCUCACAUUUGAAGAUUUCAGGAGAUGCAUGAGAAAUCCAUGGACAGUGGGUGUAGGAUUUCUUGCUCAAUAUUUAGUCAAACCUUUGCUUGGCUUCGUAAUUGCUAUGACUUUGAAAUUAUCUGCUCCUCUCGCAACUGGUCUUAUCCUGGUAUCAUGUUGUCCUGGAGGUCAAGCAUCCAAUGUAGCAACUUAUAUAUCAAAAGGAAAUGUAGCACUUUCAGUUCUUAUGACGACUUGUUCAACAAUUGGGGCUAUAGUAAUGACACCUCUUCUCACUAAGCUUCUCGCCGGUCAGCUUGUCCCAGUUGAUGCAGCUGGAUUGGCCAUCAGUACUUUUCAGGUUGUUUUGGUCCCCACCAUUGUUGGCGUAUUGGCAAAUGAGUAUUUCCCUAAGUUUACCAAGAGAAUAUCCACACUCACCCCAUUGAUUGGUGUUAUCCUUACUACAUUGUUGUGCGCAAGCCCUAUCGGGCAAGUUGCAGAAGUCUUGAAAUCUCAGGGAGCACAACUUAUUAUUCCUGUAGCUCUCCUUCAUGUAGCAGCGUUUGCCCUUGGCUAUUGGUUGUCUAGACUUUCAACAUUUGGGGAAUCCACUUCUCGUACCAUUUCAAUAGAAUGCGGCAUGCAGAGUUCUGCUCUUGGAUUUUUGCUUGCUCAAAAACAUUUCACAAAUCCCCUCGUCUCUGUUCCUUCAGCUGUGAGCGUUGUCUGCAUGGCGCUCGGUGGGAGUGCUCUUGCUGUUUUCUGGAGGAACAGGCCUAUUCCUGCUAAUGACAAGGAUGACUUUCAAGAGUGAUGAAGAAACAUACGAUUUCUUUCCUGUUUGCUCGUCGUAUCGAAAGCCUAAAGGAAUUCUUGUACUGACGAAGAUAGGCAUAGAUGGAGCAAUUUCCGAUCCCCUUGAACUAUGUGGGGGAAUCGAUAUCGGAUAUGGGUCUGCAGAAACUAGAUUCUUGUUUCUCCGAUUUGCUAGUUAUACAUUCAUCUGAAUAAGAUUGUUGGUUUGCUCCAAAUGCAUUAAAGCAUUGUUAUCCAAAUACAUCACACAGAAAUAUGAUGAAUAUUCUUAGUUUUAAUCCUUCAAA
Molecule: messenger RNA, 1792 nt
Organism: Zingiber officinale
Lineage: Eukaryota; Viridiplantae; Streptophyta; Magnoliopsida; Zingiberales; Zingiberaceae
Product: probable sodium/metabolite cotransporter BASS2, chloroplastic
Exons: 13
Coding region: 250-1503 (417 amino acids)
Cellular component (GO): membrane
Source: RefSeq, a predicted model, not a curated record